ACGUGUCUAAAUCAAUGAGGCCAAACGCAAGAAGUCGAGGUGGGGGGACCAAAAACAAGACAACUUACCGAGUGCCACUUCGCAGGCUUUCCGUAGCUGGGAGUGGUGGGCUUUCUUCACCUCCUUGUCGGCUAAAAUCUUCUCCAAAGCUCUGUGCUGCUGGAUGACGACAAGUGCUUGAAUGGCAGCUUAUUGUCCUGAUGGUGUGUAUUGUCAUGGCCUAAAAACAACACGAUGCACCACCAACGGCACCAGGCGAUGGUGGCGGAGGGAGGCUACGUCAAACAGAGUGGCCUCAAGCGGGCGCUCUUCUUCAGCGAGAGCUCAAACCGUGAGUUGGUCGCUCAAAUCACUGCCCUGAGAGCGCAGAUGGACAGCGAGCGCCAGAGCCACAACAGGGAGCGGCAGAGGCUCCAGAAGGCUCUGGACGAGGUGAGGAGUGACCGGAGCGCCCCGGCGAUUGAACAGAAGCUCCGGGAAAGGGAGCACGAGAUGGGUGUCCUUCAAGAUGUCCUGGCCGCGGCUCAGCGGGAAACGGUGCAGGUGCGGCAGUACUGGAUGGAAGAACACGACCUGCUCAAGAGGGCCCGGGAAGACGACUCUGAGAACAUCGUGGCGGCCGUCAACACCGAGUGGCAGCAGUGGUGGAGUGUCCGUGAGCAGGAGGCGGUGGCCCAGUUGCAAGCUCAGUGGGAGACCGCGCAGUGGCACGCCGAGGGGAUGGCGGCUCAAUUUAAUGCCAAGCUGGAGAGCGUACAGAGGCAUAGCACCGACACCGCCCUCUACUUCAAGGCGGAAUUGGAACGCCAGCAGUGGCACAUGAACCAGAGCGUCAUGGAGAAGGACGAGAUGAUCGCGAAGCUGACCAAAGAGAACCGCCUGCUCGGAUCGGACCACACCGCCUUGUCUGGACAGCUCCUCAAAUUGGAAUCGGAGGCCUCCCAGCUGCAAAGAUCUGUCUUCCGUCUGAAGGAGGAGCUGAAGGUCCAGCAGGAGGCCAAGAUGCUGGUGGACGAGGAGCUCCCCGCGGCCAUCGCCGCUCUCACGCGUGUGAUUGAACUGGAGCGCCAACACCAUCAGGAGGAGAAGCAGAUGCUCCGAAAAGCUCUGGAGGAGGUUCAGACACCAAAUGACUUGGCAGAGAAGCUCCGGGAGAAACAAGUCGAGGCCAGCGACCUGCAGGACGCUCUGGCGGCCUCCCGCCAGGAAACGGCCGACGUGCGCAAGUACUGGAUGCAGGAGUGCGAGCAGCUCAAAAAGAGCGCAGAGGAAACCGCCACGAACACUGUGGAGGCCAUCAACAGCGAGUGGCAGCAGUUUAAAGCGGAGUGGGAGCACAUGCAGAGGCACACCAGCCAGGCCCUGCGGGAGAAGGACGAAUUGCUCGCUACGUUGCUCAACGACAUUGAGAAGUUGACGUCCCAGCUUGUAAAAGUUUAACCGGAGACCCCAGAGCAUCUGGACGCUGAGACUGUGCAAGGCGAGCUAGACGAGCUAGCCUCUCUCCGACAAAUUUAUAUAAAGAAUGCUGUUAGUAAUGGUUAGCAGUGUUGUCACUUGAUGCAUUUGUGAGGGUUUUUUUUUUUGGGUGAGACAACUGGUUAACAACAUGGCAAAUACAGUGCAACCUUUCAAGUCAAACACCUCGAAAAUACAGAACAAAAUUGAUUGGUCACAUGAUCUCAGGAGACUUCAGGUCAUUGAGUGUCCAGGGUUUCGCAAAAGUGCGGUGUGCACAUCCAAGUCUGUUUUACUUUAUCAAUGGCUUUUAUUUAUUUUUUGAUUGGUAGUUAACGGAGGUUAACCUAUUUUUACAUUUGUAUGACUGGGAAAAAAAAAUUGGAUGUUGCGCAGGAAUGGAUUGUGUUCGAUCUUCGAGGUUCCACUAUAUAACUUGUCAUGAAGUCCAUAUAUACUGUUUUGUACAUUAUAAAGUUGUAAAGGUACCAUAAGGUAAAUACAAUUUUAUUUAAAAAAAAACAAACAAAAAAAACAAUUAAAAUAAAUUCAAACCAUUACAUGUUAUGUUUAAAUGAUUUUCAGGUAGUGUAAGGAAAACGGAGUUAUUGAAAAUAUAAUUUUAAUGAAAUAACAUUUAAUUUUCCAAUUAAUUAAAGUCCAUAAAUAUGUUCAUUAAAUUUUUUAUGGUAAUAUUAGGUAA
This is a messenger RNA of Phyllopteryx taeniolatus (common seadragon), 2161 nucleotides long. RefSeq names its product trichohyalin-like. The coding region runs from base 235 to 1440 and encodes 401 amino acids. Lineage: Eukaryota; Metazoa; Chordata; Actinopteri; Syngnathiformes; Syngnathidae. The transcript has 3 exons. The record is from RefSeq and is a predicted model, not a curated record.